Molecule: messenger RNA, 775 nt
Organism: Trichoplusia ni (cabbage looper)
Lineage: Eukaryota; Metazoa; Arthropoda; Insecta; Lepidoptera; Noctuidae
Exons: 1
Coding region: 121-630 (169 amino acids)
Source: RefSeq, a predicted model, not a curated record
AAUAAACUUUGUGAUAUUAUUUCAGAUACAAUAGAAAUACUCAUACUUAACGGUAAGUGUCUUGACUUGAUUGAUUUACCACUAGAAGAGCCUCAUGCUAACACUCCACCUCAGUUGAAAAUGAAACUGAGUUCGGGAGACAUGUACGAACCCUACAACCCACCAAAGAAAAACACCAAUAGUAACAAUGGCAGGAGAUAUUGGCUACUGAACGACACUCCCAAUGAUGCACCACAUUUAAAAGCCGGCGUCUAUGAAGACGAAAAGGACGCUAACCUGAAGAAUAAAAUAUCGACACUGGUACAACAGACGAUGCAUGACACGGAGAGAAAAAUGAAACUGGUUCAGCAGCUGAAAGAAAAACAUAGAGAUGAAUCGCCUUACAGAGCAGGGUUUGUCUUGAGUUUAAUAAAGAAGUCUAGGGACGUCUUAAACGAGCUCUUUAACGUGGCUAUCAAACACAGGGACGAAUGGAAAGCUCUAGAACAAUUGAAGAUCUUCGAACUGCUUGUGCACACGAACGUUGAUACCACGAACCUCCUAAGACAGCUGGUGGAUAUACAUUUAAAUUACUUGAAUGCGACGUCCGGUAACACGGAAAAGGACAAGAAAAAAGUUAUUUUAUUGUAGAUUAGGUUAAUUUGUUUUCUAUAAGGUCGAUAUUAAAUGGUAAGAUAAUAUUAAUAACUAGUUUUUCGUCUAAGCUUAUUUUUUUUUUAUUUCACGAAAAUGUUUACGCUAUGUAUCCUAAUUUAUGUCAAAAUCAAAAUAAUCU